AUUCGCAACGAAAGAAGCGUCAGCGUUACGUCGUGGCGCCGCGUUCUCCUGCUACUGAUCCAGUGGUGCGGUUUUGGACGCGCGACGCGCCGGGUGCUUUUGUUUCAUUAUUUUAAUAAGCGGUUUUGGAAUCCGAGCGACAAUAAUACGGGAGAUAAACAGAUAAAACUUGUAUAGAAGAGGAGGCUUAUAAGGAACGAGGUGUGCAACACCUCAACAGUUUUAUUAAGCGUGGCAGUGGUCGUAGAAUGCGGUCUUUAGAGAUGACUGCAACGUGGCAAGAGGAAGAGGAGGACGUGGAGGUGGAGGAAAUGGAACUUAGAAAACACAACAUCAACGGAAGGGACGAUCUCACCGAGUCGAGCAGUGACGAAGCCAUCAGUCGAAAACGGCGGAAACACGGAGGAAGUGCGUCCAGUGGUAGCGCCUCCAGCGGCGUCACGAUUCGACGGCGGAAGACAUGCAUAAGUGCAAGAGAGAGAAACUUAAGAAGACUGGAAAGCAACGAGAGAGAGAGAAUGAGGAUGCACUCGUUAAAUGAUGCAUUCGAGCAACUUAGAGAAGUAAUACCCCAUAUAAAAAUGGAACGUAAACUAUCCAAAAUAGAAACUUUAACAUUAGCAAAAAAUUACAUAAUGGCAUUAACGAAUGUCAUAUGUGAAAUGAGAGGAGAAGAGAAACAUUAUACAUUCCAAGAUGUUGUUGAAAGUGAUGAAAACGUAGAAUUAGAUGCAAAUGAAGAAACAACAACAACACGAGAGCAAAAUAACAACAGCAUGUUUCAGCAGAACUUAGAGUCUCAUCCGGAAAAUCCGAUGGUGAAUUCGCGUUAACUGCUCAAAAAUUGGCCGGAAAAUCGUUUUAUUUUAUUUUCCCAGUCACUAUGUCACAUUCCAUUAGUUGUAGUUGGAUAUUCGUCGCUUUGCCCAAAUCGUGAACGGACCAAGAAGAUGUACAAAUGAGGCUUAGAAGAAUUUUUAAUUAGAAGAGACGGAAAUUUGAAUCAGUUUUGUGCAAGUGUGGAUUGUGCAAAACGUUGACUAAAUGAAUUAAUUUUAAUGACUAAAUAUAUUGUAUAAAUAUCAUAUAUUUAUAAAUAUAGAGAAUUAACAGAAAUUACUCGGAGAAUUUUAUAAUUGCAACAGGGUACAAUUAUAUCGAAUAUUAUCAAAAGGAAACAAUAUUAUUUCACUGCGUGUGUUGUUGCAAAAUGAUUAUAAACUACUUGCAGUGUGCCAAAUGUUUUGCACCAGCAUACAAAUAUAACAAUUCGCCAACAAUUCUCCGAGUGGUUUUGCAAAUAUAAAUGUGCAUAUCCCUAAAGCCUUUUUUAUGGCUAUGUGUGUCUGAUUUAUUUUUGUUGAUAAAGCCAAUUGUGAUUUUUUGUGCUUCCGUUUGUUUCAUUCCGUGUGAACUAGUGUACAUAAUAUUGAGGACUAUAUGAAGAAAUUUAUUUUUACUAUUGUAUUGAAUUUUGAAAAGGUUGUAUAAAUUAUUUUAGUGUUAGAUUUUAAGUUGAUGGAGAUUAUAACUUUUGUUGCUGGAGACCUCGAGUCAAUUUCGACAACAAUGAAAUUCGAUUUAGUUUUUGUAUCGGAAUUGUGCAGUUCUCCGUAGAUUUAUUGGCCGUAGUAGCAAAAUAAUUGACCGAUUGUUCGGGUAUGUUCGAAUUUAAAUUUCCACUACAUUGUACCUGUUUUUUAAAUAUAUUUUUAAACAUACCAUCUUUUUAUCAACUCUGAAAAAAUACGGCGGUUCAUUAUUUUGCCAGUACGACUGAGCUUUAGCUAUUAAAAUGUUGUCUUAAAUGAAAGUUACCUUUGUGGGGUAUCUUAAAAAAUACUCUCUAUUACUAUGCUCAAGACGGACUUACAGAUUCAAUUAAGAAAUUUUCUUUUUUGUGUGAAACAGAAAGAAAAUUUUUUACUUAAAUUCAAAUCAAUUGAUGCAUGAUGUUCCAAACGCAAAAUGUGAUAUCGUAGAAAAAACUUGGCACAAGUUUUUUUUAGUUUAAAAAAGUAUAAGUAUAUAAUAUAUAUUUUAUGAAAUGUAUUAAGUGUAUUCUUGUAAAGAUAUAUUAUAAUGAAUCAAUAUACAUAUUAUGAAAAUCAGAUAUAUAAAAGCAAGUGUAAAUUAAAAAUAAACAAGUUAUAUCGGUGUAUAUUAA
This is a messenger RNA of Aethina tumida (small hive beetle), 2167 nucleotides long. RefSeq names its product class A basic helix-loop-helix protein 15. NCBI's taxonomy places the organism in Eukaryota, Metazoa, Arthropoda, Insecta, Coleoptera, Nitidulidae. The coding region runs from base 249 to 833 and encodes 194 amino acids. The transcript is spliced from 6 exons. Gene Ontology annotation, molecular function: protein dimerization activity. The record is from RefSeq and is a predicted model, not a curated record.